AUGCCCCCGCAUGAGAAUUUCAACCAUAUGAUUGUUCGUGAAUCGCAGAAGGUGGUGGCAGUUGGGAUAUUCCCUCCUCAACCACCCAAGACCUCGGAACCAACCACACGUAGGUUCGGCCCUUCCCGCCACCGUUUGGUCAGAGUCCGGUCACGGUCCGACGGCCGGCCCACUGCGGCGCCGCACACCGGUACCCAAAGGCAUGGCGGUCCAAAGGCUGGCAGACGCAUCCCUCGGCCAUUUUGCAACGUGGGCAACAUCGCCGACGAUGAACCGCUAAAAGUGCUUGUCCGGCAUGUCAGGCGUCCCAGUUGCCGGACUGUCCAUCCUAUCCGUAACACCUUUUCGAGGACCCCCAGAUCAUCAGCGGCCAAGACUGAGCCCCCCUGA
This is a messenger RNA of Neurospora tetrasperma FGSC 2508, 390 nucleotides long. RefSeq lists its product as uncharacterized. NCBI's taxonomy places the organism in Eukaryota, Fungi, Ascomycota, Sordariomycetes, Sordariales, Sordariaceae. Bases 1 to 390 code for a protein of 129 amino acids. The record is from RefSeq and is a predicted model, not a curated record. The transcript is spliced from 3 exons.